GUCUUGGUGCAUGUGUAUGUUUUUUGACAUGUUUUGAACGAUGUGAAAUUCUGCGAUUCUGAAAUGCUGAAAUUUUUGCUGAUCGUUAACAAACAAGGACAUUUACGACUAUCUAAAUUCUGGUGUCACGACAAGACAGUGAAUAAAACGGUGUUAGCGUCAGACGUAAUUAGGAACUGUCUUUGUAGGGAUGAAAAGCAGUGCUCCUUUCUGGAUUACAAGGACUUCAAGAUCAUCUACAGACGAUAUGCUACUCUAUAUUUCCUAAUAGGUGCCGACAAAGACGAGAAUGAGCUAGCAGUUUAUGAAUUCAUACAUAACUUUGUGGAGGUCCUGAACAAGUAUUUCAAAAAAGUGUGUGAGCUGGAUGUCAUGUACGGCCUGGAGCGCGUGCACCUCAUCCUUGACGAGAUGGUGUCCGACGGAGAAGCGAUCGAGAUGAAUCAGAGCUUCGCUCUCGCUCCCGUCCAAGUCCUCGACGCGUUCGGACACCGCCGCUGACCGCGCUGGAGAAACGAAGCCUCGAAAAAUCCCGUGAAGGUCGACCCGUGGCGUCAGCGAGUCGUCGGAGGUUCGGCAGCGUGCGGGGAGGGGUCGAGUCGCAAUCGGGGGGUCUGUGCGAGGUGCCGUCUCAGAUACGUAGGCAAGCGGCGACGAUGCCCUCUGGCGGUCGGACGGCGCGGCGGGAGCGGAGCACGAGUCCGAAGACGAGGUACACGCGAACGAACAUGGCGACGACGACGACGACGACGACGGAGACGCGACACCGCGCCGU
Messenger RNA from Priapulus caudatus, 775 nucleotides. RefSeq names its product AP-4 complex subunit sigma-1-like. Gene Ontology annotation, biological process: intracellular protein transport; vesicle-mediated transport. Gene Ontology annotation, cellular component: intracellular membrane-bounded organelle; membrane coat. The record is from RefSeq and is a predicted model, not a curated record. The transcript is spliced from 5 exons. The coding region runs from base 64 to 501 and encodes 145 amino acids. Lineage: Eukaryota; Metazoa; Priapulida; Priapulimorpha; Priapulimorphida; Priapulidae.